Molecule: messenger RNA, 4611 nt
Organism: Aegilops tauschii subsp. strangulata
Lineage: Eukaryota; Viridiplantae; Streptophyta; Magnoliopsida; Poales; Poaceae
Product: LEAF RUST 10 DISEASE-RESISTANCE proteinUS RECEPTOR-LIKE PROTEIN KINASE-like 1.2
Biological process (GO): protein phosphorylation
Molecular function (GO): ATP binding; polysaccharide binding; protein kinase activity
Source: RefSeq, a predicted model, not a curated record
UGAAUCUCAAGCUUUUCCUUUGCAGAAGUUGCGUUUUUCUAGCUGCCCUAUAGUUGUAUCUCCGGCACUCGGUGCUUUCUUUCCACUUACGGACAAAUCCUUAAUUUCAUCAUCUCUUGGAGAAAUACCUCACACACAUGCUUUCUCACCAAGUAGAGGGUCGAGUGCAGAGCCUAAACAUUUCUUAUCACUGUAAACAAAGCCUAUCAGACCACCAUAAAUCUAAGCCUUCAGUUUUGUCAGUUUGACUUCCAGGUGUGAGAGAGCCUGCAAACUUCUUUUUUUUUUGGCGGGAGCGAGAGAGCCCGCAACUUAUACCGACUUGUUGCAUAUAAAUGUCAAGGUUUUUUUCCUGUGGCAUGGUAAUCGUUCAGGUUAAUAGUACAUGAGCGGAAGCCCAGCCAAUUCUAACUCGUAGGCGAGACCAAUUCCCGCCCCGAUUUGGACGUGAUUGCUUCAUGUGAAGUACUGUAAACGCGUUCUGUUUUACUCUUCUUGUAUCUGGUGGGGAACACAUUUCUAUUACUAGAAUGACAAAUAGGAUUGUGCACAUGUUUUCCACAGGUGUUGUCGGAAAAUUAGACGCCAGCUUAACCAUUCCGCGGACAUUCCUUUGUUUUUCUUUUCGGAUAUGCAAUUUCUUAGCCGUUGCUGAAAUUUGUCUUGGUCCACCGAGGACCAUUUUUUUUUCCGACCGAGUCGUUGACCAACUAGAAUGCUGAGAAAUCCAUGCCACGGCACUAGAGAGCGCGCCCACAACGGGAGGAAGCCAGACACCUCCACAGUAUCUCCACCUUCUUCGUCUCAUCCAGUUCCGACUUUAGCGGUGAUGAUACGUCUGGUUGCAGGGCCAUGCGGCUCUAGGACUGGAUGCGACCCGUGGGCACGUCGCGAGUGGUGGGGUAUGAAGAGAAAGUAAGGGGAGGGGCUUCACUGAGGAUGUUGAACAGGAGCAGGGGCUCCCCGGUGAAGGUGUGAGAGAGAGGAGGAGAAGGAGUUGCGACCAGUGGCAGAGCUUCAUGAGGGCCAUACCUAGCCCCCCCCCCCUCUCCCCAACUCCGAAGUCCAUCAGAAAAACACAUAGCGUGUGCGUGACAACCGAGAUUUGUGAAGCGGUGCCCACCUGAUUUGACAAGUCGGGCUAGGGUUUUCAGUUAGGUUCAAAGUGGAAGAAUAAGCACAAUGAUGUCUCCAGUGAGGGACGUGAUGUCCGCGAGUGUCACUGUCAUCAGAGUUCGUCGUCAAGACGCACUUUUGCUUGGUCCACAUCUUCCCACGCGUAGUAGCCGCAUCACAUCCAUUUUUGUGGAACCACCAUCCUAGAGACCACCAUAGGCCGGACCCAAAAAACCUCUAGAUUAUACCUAUGAGCCCAUCCAUCUCCUUCCAUCAACUCACCCACCUUACGGUCGAGAAGAACGGCAUCGUCCGUGAGCACCGCCUACAAAGGCGAAUAUGACAAUUCGCCAAUCGCUAGACAAGGGCGCCGCCCUGGCUACCGUGCCAUCGUCGUCGUCGGUAAGCCACCACAGUGGGAGGAUGAUGAGAGCCCCACCGAUGUCAUCCACCAUAAGUCCAAAGACCAGGUAGAGCUUGUGUUGUCACCAUUUACCACGAGGCUUCGGGAGGUGGCUAGGGUUGAAAGAAGGAGUAGAGGCGACCAGCACUUAUCGGUUACACCGAAUCAAUUCGAAAGUCUAUUGAAGAUUCACUUUGGAAGUUUAUUAGAACCAUUUGAGUUUUUUCUUGUAACUAGAAUAGUUUAUGGAUCAUUUGAAUUUCAAAGAUUUUCGUAAUCAUGACAGCGUUGCAUAGCGUGUGAGAAGAGAAAAUGGAAAGGUCAGGCGAACGGUUGGGAUGUCCACGUGGCCGAAGAGAGUGUGCAUACCCACCUUCAUAGACGUGCAGGUGCAGAAUCGUCCCGAAAGACAACCAAAUCUUUCUAGAUAAAACGCCAAAUUAUAUCAUAAUAUAUAGACCACGAGCAUAUUUCCUUGGACUGGCAACAAAAAAGAACCCACUGUCGAGUCGCGACUCAGCUACGGGGAGGAGACUUGACACAGCUGCGGCAAGCUGGCGCGUCGCAACUGCCACAGCCUUCCCGUCAACUGUCACGGUGCCGUACGUCCUGCACUGCCCACCCAACCGGCCAACCCCCUCACCCGAACCCCGCCAAGCCGGCUUAUAACCAGGAGGCAGGCAACCAACCGCGCAUAAACCGGCCUCGCUCGAGCCAACCAGAGAAGAAACUGGCCAUGCCUCCCCUCUGCCGCCCCCGCCACGGCCAUGUCAUCGUCCUGCUCGUCGUCCUCCUCGCCGGCGCUUCCCAUGGCGAUCCAGCCGACCGCCCGACGUGCCAGCUCGAGCCGCUCACCUGCGGCGAUCUCACUGUCCAGUACCCCUUCCAUCUUUACAACGGGACAGAGGAGGCAGUGCCGGCGUACGGCGAGCCGCAGUCGUCGUACUGCGGCUACGCCGGCCUGGCCAUCCUCUGCGACGACGACAAGCCCACCCUCCUCCUCGGGGGCCACGACUACACGGUGUCGGGCAUCAACUACACCAGCCUCACCGUCUCCCUCGCCGACGCCGAUGCGCUCGGCGACGACACCUGCCCCAUGGUCGAUCACAACGUGACCGUCCCGAAGCAGUUCCAUCUGCCCACCUCCACCGUCGCCUACCUCUUCUUCUUCCUCAACUGCACCUUCCCGCCGGAAGCUGAUUUCCCUCCCAAUCCCAAGCCAUUGCGCAAGCCGCCGAGCAUCAAGCCGGUCACCUGCAGAACAACCAAAGAAGAGCCUGCCGCCAUGUCCUUCGUGCUGCCGGAGCGCGAGAUCCCCCCCAAGGACUGGUGGCAGGCGUGCCGGUCAGUCUACGCAGCCCCGGUGCUCAAGGACGCCCUCCCGGCCGACGCGAAGGACCCCGGAUGGAGGGAGGACGGGUACGCGAAGGCUCUCCGCGGCGGGUUCCAGGUGGGCUGGGACCGGAGCUCCGGCCCGUGCGGCCAGUGCGAGCAAUCCGGCGGCAAGUGCGGCUACAACCGCGCCGCCGGGUUCCUGGGCUGCUUCUGCGCCAAUGGCGGCCUGGUGGUGGGCAACGCCGCCGGCUGCAGCAAGAUAUCCGACACCACCGCGCCAUUGCCCGAAUCGAAGAGGAAAUAUAAGAUGAUCAUAGCAGGUUCAGUGGCCGGUGCCGCAGUCUUUAUUGCUCUUGCCGCUGUAGCCGUCUUGUUCAUUCGCAAGAGAAGGCAGAGGAAGGUCGUGAACUCGUCUUCGAAGCUCCUCAAGUACAGGUACAGCGGCUCCGGCGGGACCCCGACGCGCUCCAGGGGCGGCGACAUGGAGUCCGGCAGCUCCCAGGACAUGGGCAACCGGUUCAGCUACGAGGAGCUCGAGGAGGCCACCGAUUCCUUCAACGAGAACAGAGAGCUCGGCGACGGCGGCUUCGGCACCGUCUACAAAGGUUACCUUGGGGACGGGCGGGUGGUGGCGGUGAAGCGGCUGUACAACAACAGCUACCGGCGCGUGGAGCAGUUCGUGAACGAGGCGGCGAUCCUGGCCCGGCUGCGGCACCCGAACCUGGUCAUGUUCUACGGGUGCACCUCCAAGGAGAGCCGUGAGCUGCUCCUGGUCUACGAGUUCGUCCAGAACGGCACGGUGGCCGACCACCUGCACGGGCCCCGCGCGGCGGAGCGCGCCCUGCCGUGGCCGCUCCGCCUCAGCAUCGCCGUGGAGUCCGCGGCGGCGCUGACCUACCUCCACGCCAUCGAGCCGCCCAUCGUGCACCGCGACGUCAAGACCAACAACAUCCUCCUCGACACCGACUUCCACGUCAAGGUCGCCGACUUCGGCCUCUCCCGCCUCUUCCCGCUCGACGCCACGCAUGUCUCCACCGCCCCCCAGGGCACCCCAGGGUACGUGGACCCGGAGUACCACCAGUGCUACCAGCUGACGGACAAGAGCGACGUGUACAGCUUCGGCGUGGUGCUGGUGGAGCUCAUCUCGUCCAAGCCCGCCGUGGACAUCACCCGGCAGAGGAACGAGAUCAACCUGGCCGGCAUGGCCAUCAGCAAGAUCCAGAAGUGCCGGCUGGAGGAGCUGGUGGACGUGGAGCUCGGCUACGAGUCGGACCCGGCGGCGAGGAAGAUGAUGACCAUGGUGGCGGAGCUGGCGUUCCGGUGCCUGCAGCAGAACGGCGAGAUGCGCCCGCCGAUCAGGGAGGUGCUGGACGUGCUCAGGGCCAUCCAGGACGAAUGCCUGGGUCACAAAGACGGUGGAGGCAAAGGCAAGAAGGACUUUGCCGAGCCCUUCUCCCCCAACACGGUGCACGCUCCCUGGGACAGCACGACCACCACCCCUAACACCAGCCAGUAGUAGUAGUAUUAGGUCAGUGCUUGCGACCGGCCGAGUUUUACUUCAUCACUGUUGAGAGAUUUGCUUGCCGUGUAUGAGGAGCGAUCCGACGAUUCUUUUUUGUCCCUUUCAGGUGAUGUAAAUAUGUGAUUGGUUUUUUAAACUGCCACAGUAGAGACAGUACUGUACAUAUUGCAUACGUACAUUGGAGUGGUGUGCUGAACUGGUUAUAUGAUACAUAUGAUUACAUAGGUUUUUACCA